UACCGGAAGUGACGGCUCGUCUUCUCGCGGAGCUUUGACACAACAUGGCGGCUGUGAUGAGGGUCGUGGCUGGUAUCCGGUUCGGAGCCCGGUUCUCCUCUUGCAGGCCAACUAGAAGCUCCUCCAGCUCCGCCGCGGACCCACCCAGGUCCGGCUUUGCUGCGGCCUUCGACCAGCAGUCGGAGCUCCGGCGGGAGGUGCAGAGCUCGGCGGCCGGUCCUCGGGUGUCCUCCUCUGUCCAGGACCAGAGCUUCGCCUCGCUGCUGCGCCGGUCCCCGCUGGUCCAGAUGGGUCCGGCCAGAGACAAGCUGGUGGUCGGAAGGAUCGUCCACGUGGUGGGGGACGACCUGUACGUGGACUUCGGCGGGAAGUUCCAUUGCGUGUGUCGGCGUCCGGCGGCCGGAGGAGAGAAGCUGCAGCGGGGAACCAGAGUCCGUCUGCGGCUGCAGGACCUGGAGCUCACCGCCCGGUUCCUGGGGGCCGACACCGACACCACCCUGCUGGAGGCCCAGGCCCUGCUGCUGGGCCCAGUGGACGGACGGGAGCCGCAGAGCCGGGACUGAGACCGCAGGACUGUGGACCUGAGCUGGACUAAAUGUUGGUUCUGGCAGCUGGACGAGCAGAACCUCAGCAGAACUCUGGAGCUGCUUCCAUAAAACCCUGAAACUGAUUCUGAUGUAAACCGGAACCGGUUCUGUGUGUGAACAGUUGUUCAACUGAAUGUUUAAGUUAAAUAUAUUUUACAGAAUUAAACAUCAGUGUUUCUACUGGUUCUUCUAUUAUUAUUAUUUAACCUUUCAUUAAACCUUUAUUUAACCUUUAAUUAGCCUUUUAUUUAACCUUUAUUUAACCCUCCUAUUAUCUUUGGGGUUAAUUUGACUCCAGUAUUUAUCCUUCAUAAACUAACAGCUGACUUUUAUUUUUCCUUCAUAUUUCAUGACUCUUUGAUGAUUUGACUGAUUCAGAAUAAAAUGAUCAUGAUGUUUUUUUUUUA
Amphiprion ocellaris (clown anemonefish) is the source of this 994-nucleotide messenger RNA. It is a transcript of the gene mrps28, whose product is annotated as mitochondrial ribosomal protein S28. Gene Ontology annotation, cellular component: mitochondrial small ribosomal subunit. The record is from RefSeq and is a predicted model, not a curated record. The transcript has a single exon. NCBI's taxonomy places the organism in Eukaryota, Metazoa, Chordata, Actinopteri, Pomacentridae. The coding region runs from base 45 to 563 and encodes 172 amino acids.